CAUUUUGUCUAGAUGAAUGCGUAUUACCCUUUUUACCCCUAUGUCAAAGUUUGCUUAUUUAUAUACAAGUCCUCGUAAUUAUUAUCACUUUCUCACAUCCUUGGACACUGGUUCUUUCCUGCAUAAGCAAGCAUUUGAGUUGUUCUUGAUCUCUGAGGAUUUGAAUUUUGCGACAAUCUUUUUCGAAUUUGUCUCUGAGAAAUUGAAGAGAAACGCCAAGAAAAUGUGUCCUCUCUCAGAACGUCGUGCUCCACCUGGGGUUUACUACACUCCACCGCCGGCGAGAACACGAGAUUAUGUUGCGGCGGUGCCGAUGUCGGAGAGGAGGAUACCACCGUAUACUUGUUCGUCGUCGUCGGAGAAACGUGAUCCCUUUCACAUUGUUCACAAGGUUCCUUCUGGUGAUUCUCCUUACGUCAGAGCCAAACAUGCGCAGUUGAUAUCUAAAGAUCCGAAUCGAGCUAUAGCAUUGUUUUGGGCUGCAAUAAACGCUGGAGAUCGAGUUGAUAGUGCAUUGAAGGACAUGGCAGCGGUGAUGAAACAGUUGGACCGAUCUGAUGAAGCAAUUGAAGCCAUCAAAUCCUUUAGGUAUCUCUGUUCUUUUGAGUCUCAAGACGCCAUUGAUAACUUGCUCCUCGAACUCUUCAAGAAGUCAGGCAGGAUUGAAGAAGAAGCUGGAUUACUUGAGCACAAGCUGAAAACACUCGAGCAAAGAAUGGGAUUUGGUGGUCCAGUCGUGAGAGCCAAAAGGGUUCAAGGGAAACAUGUUACAAUGACUAUUGAGCAAGAGAAAGCAAGGAUACUAGGGAACUUGGGAUGGGUUCAUUUACAGUUACAUAACUAUGGGAUUGCAGAGCAGCAUUACAGGAGAGCUUUGUAUUUAGAAAAGGACAAAAACAAACUGUGCAACCUCGCAAUCUGUUUGAUGCGUAUGGGUCGAAUCCCUGAAGCUAAAUCUCUUCUUAAUGAUGUUAGAGAUUCGUCUGCAGAGAUUGAAUGUGGAGAUGAACCAUUUGCUAAGUCUUAUGAGCGAGCAGUUGAGAUUUUAUCAGAAAUAGAAUCAAAGAAUCCAGAAGCUGAUCUUUCAGAGGAGUUCUACGCAGGAUGUUCAUUUGCAAAUGGAAUGAAAGAAAACAGAGACCCGGGAAUCGCAAACAAGAACUACUACUCGCAUGUUUCUUCUUCUCCAGCGUCUUUUGGACAGAACUCUGCAGGUCUAUUUACACAGCCACGUGAAUGUAGAGCAGGGAUGUAUGAAGAAGAAAAGAGAGGUGCAGCUCGAAAGCUCCUGUUUAAGAAUCCAAAACCUUUUGGUUCUGCGCAUUAUAAUAUCUUAAAGGGAGGAGGAGAAGAACCCAUGAAGCGAAAGAAACUGAACCAGAACAUGAUUCAAUAUCUUCAUGAAUACAUCAAAGAUACUGCAGACGGUCCAAAGAAUGAAUCUAAGAAAAGCUGGGCAGAUAUUGCUGAAGAGGAAGAAGAUGAAGAAGAAAGAUUGCAGGCAGAGCAUGAAACCGCCAAGAUAUAGGAUCUAAUUGUACCAUUGAUCAAGUUUUGGAUCAUAGAAAUUGUAAAUGUUUUUGACAUUGAAAUAUUUUCAUAGACAAUAUAAAAAAGCAUAGGUAAAUGGGAUUACACUCUCGAACAAAUCUUAGUUUUUGGAAAUUCAAUAACAAAACACACCAGGCACAAAAAGAGACAAUUCAAUUCAGAAAAGGAGAGAAAAGAAAAGAG
Molecule: messenger RNA, 1734 nt
Organism: Capsella rubella
Lineage: Eukaryota; Viridiplantae; Streptophyta; Magnoliopsida; Brassicales; Brassicaceae
Product: protein POLLENLESS 3
Exons: 5
Coding region: 17-1528 (503 amino acids)
Molecular function (GO): protein binding
Source: RefSeq, a predicted model, not a curated record